Messenger RNA from Balaenoptera acutorostrata (minke whale), 2891 nucleotides. It is a transcript of the gene THRSP, whose product is annotated as thyroid hormone responsive. The transcript has 6 exons. Gene Ontology annotation, biological process: regulation of lipid biosynthetic process. Lineage: Eukaryota; Metazoa; Chordata; Mammalia; Artiodactyla; Balaenopteridae. The record is from RefSeq and is a predicted model, not a curated record. Gene Ontology annotation, cellular component: cytosol.
GCAGAGGAAGAGCAGCAGACUGGGGCAAGCCAGGGGACUGAGAGACGAGACGCAAAGAGAAGAAGGAGGAGACAAAGGCAGCCAAGCAGGAAAGAGGGCAUAGAGGAGAGGCUGGACUGAGCCGGAACCGGAACCGGAACCGGAACCGAGGCUGUGGCGCGGAAGGAGAGAUCAAAGCGGCAGGAACUGACCAGGAUCAACAAGAGCAACAACAACAAGGAACUUAAUUUAAAACGGACCUGGAUUGGUAAUGCCCCAGAUGUCUGACAAAGAAAAUGAAAACCCUUCCUGGAGAUAAAAAAUUUAAACAUACUCAGCAAAACAAAUAUCAUCCGUGUUCUCAAAGAGCUCAGGAUCGAGUGGGGAGACAGAUACAGAUACAGCUACGGAACAUUAAUGACGCCUAUCUGGUGAAUGCGGUCUUAAAACGAUGAGAGGAUUUUCCUCCCACUGUCUCCCGCAUCGGCCAACCCUUUUUAUCAAAGCGAGACGGACAAUUACCGCUUGGAAACUCGUGUGUUUCCGCUGGCGACGUGUCUCGUCGCGCUGGCGGGGGCUCAGGGACGCAAUAGCUGGCUCGGGCGGCGGCGGCGGCGCGGGCGGAGCACCGGUCCUGGCUUGCCCUGCAGCGCCCCCUGCUGGCCGAAGCUGCAGCGGCCGGCCCCCCGCCUUGCGACCCAGCUUUGGGGCUGGAACCCACCCUGCCCUCCUGGAGUCUGCAGGCUUUGAGCUGAGACACCCAGGUUGAAGAAGUGAGCUGUGCAUUAGGACACAGACAGCCAAGAGGCAGCUUGGUCUCAGGUGACCUGAAAGAAUUAAUUACUGCCCUGGUUUCAAGUGCACCAGUUGCCAAAGGGAAAGGCCGCCCUCUAACUGACCCGGUGAGCUGAUGAAGGAGGAGCCAGGCUCUUGCUGAGGCAGUCACGGAGUACUGAAAUGACUGACAGAAGUCUGGCAGUUCUAUCCCUGGGCAGAUGGAUCGCCUGAUACAGAUGUUGGGACCCAAGCCCUGGGAUUGGCCUAAAAGAGGGCUGUGUUGACCCACCAGCUGGGCCUUGCAUUCUGUCAAACUGCUGUGCAUCCAGACAAAAAUAACAGCCUGGAAAUAGUGCUGAGGCAGUCUGCCAGCCUCUGUAUGGAAGCUAAAGCCACCAUGCAGAUGCUGACCAAGUGCUACCGCAGGAACUGCCUGCUGACUGUCAUGGACCAGUACUCGGCCAUGGUGUGCAACAUGAAACAGCUGGUGAUGAUCCCCAGCCUUCUGUGGGAUGUGCAGCUGAGUGUUCAUGGACGCCAGGCCUAGGCAGGGGCUCCCUAUCUCUACAACUACUUCACCAUGCUCAAGGCCAUCUGCGUGGAUGUGGAACAUGGGCUGCUGCCCUGGGAAGAGUGGAAGGCCAAGGUGGCAGGUGGCAAAGCCGAUGAGGCUGAGAAUGAAGCUGCAGAGCCAGAGGAGGCCGAGGAGGAGAGGGUCUUCGGGCAGCUGGACCUGGAAGCCUAGUUCCACCUGCACUUCUCCAGCCUUCCUCAUAUCCUCACCCACCUUACCCUGAAAGCUGAGGAGGUGACGAGGAAAUACCAGGAAAUAAUGGGACAGCCCAUAGAGGCCUCGGACUCUAGGAAAGCUUACUCCACAUGAUAGAAGGCAGACUCUGUGAUGAGGACAUGGAGCAGUUCGCUAGCCUGAUGAUGAUAAGACCAGAAAGACCUGGACCUGCAGCUAGAAGUGAAGGUGACUUGGAUGUCUGGGAUGCUUCCCUACCUGCCUCUGAGAACCAAUUCGUGGACUCAUCACUGGGUCACCUUUAGGUUGCUUGUUGCUAUUCACAACUCUCCUUGCUCCUCUUACCAGCUUGGGGUGGUAGCCAGUGGUUCACAAGGGACCACAUGUCACCUGGCCAAUGUGUUACAGGAGAAAGAGAAGUUUUAGCAUCCGACUAAUUGAAGUUCACAUCCUUCCCUCUUGGCAGUCAUUCACUGUGAUCUUGGGCAAGUUAUUUAACCCACUGUAGCCUAAAUUUCCUCAUCUAUAAAAUGGGGAAAGUGUUACCUACCUCAUAAAGUUGUUAUGAAAAUUAAACACGACAAUAAGUCAAAAGCAGCUGGCAUGUGAGAGCUAUUAUUAUAGGUGGAUUUUUUUCUCCCACCCUCACCUUGUCUUUGUUCUAGCCCUCCCUUACUUUUUAGCCUCCAGAACUAAGAAGUAGCAGAGUCCUAAACUCUGAGUGAGUGGUUCACACUCUUACUCCUGCUGAGCACAGGUGAACUAUAAACUUAUUUAUUGCAGUAGCAAUAAAAAAUAAUACCUUGUAUUUGUACAUAUCUUUAUUAACCUCUACUUUCUCAGACGCGAUUUCAUUUUUAACAAGUAGGACUCAAGAGAAGAGAGAUGGAACCAUCUGAUUUGCCCAUCUGCUUAUAUUCAGACUGCCACCUAAUUUGAAAUCACAUGUAAAUAAACAGUUUUAUUAAUCUCCAAAACCUAAUCUGAUUAUAAAAUCUGACCUUGGAAACAAAAACGUUUUGGACAAGCAUUUGGACUUGAUAAGCCAUAAAGAGUAACCUCAUUCUAGUUAGGUGGGAUCUUUUACUUCUAAUUGCACCAAGCUCCACUGUAGACAGCCUUAGCUACUGAGCCCACUUUCUCCAGGAUGAUCCAUCUAAGAGCUGAGACCCCUUUGCCGUAUCAGCUGUUCUCCUGGUCUUGAGUUUCCUCCUUCUCAACCACCCUCUACGUUGUUGCAGAGAGCUCAGUAAUACAAACAUGAUCAUGUUAUUCCUAUUUAAAAUCCUUUAGUGACUUUCCACUACCUACAGAAUCAAGUCAAAAUUAUUCUGCACGACUCACAAAACCUACCAUAAUCUGGCUUGCUUGGAUUCACUUUGCAUUA